Molecule: messenger RNA, 876 nt
Organism: Zerene cesonia (dogface butterfly)
Lineage: Eukaryota; Metazoa; Arthropoda; Insecta; Lepidoptera; Pieridae
Product: mitochondrial inner membrane protease subunit 1
Exons: 2
Coding region: 336-800 (154 amino acids)
Cellular component (GO): mitochondrial inner membrane peptidase complex; membrane
Molecular function (GO): serine-type endopeptidase activity
Source: RefSeq, a predicted model, not a curated record
GUGUCUUGUGAGCUGUAGUCUGUGACUUUUGAGUUUUGAGUUUUAUAUUUCGACGACUCUAAAUUUUAUAUUUGAUACUAAGUGAAUUGAUUGCUUUUGGGUUUUGGCAAUGAGAAAAAUUAAAUAAAAAUAGAAUCCUAAAGCGAUAUAGUUACGUGUGAUAGCACGUAACUUGUGCAUAACGAAAUGAAUUUGAAGGCUUAUUCUAACUGACAAUUGUAAAUAACCAAAUAGUUUAUUUGAUAAAUAAUAAAUAAUGACAAAUGAUGAAUCGUGUAACUAUUUCGUAACAUGCGAAAAAUUAUAAGAGCUCAUCCUCGAGAGGUCGUUUCGUGAUGGGUUUCUCAAAGUUGAUAGGAAAAACAUUGGGGUUCGCCGGUUAUGUCAUACAGUACGCUUGUUUUACACAUUGUACUUUUGAAUAUGUUGGAGAUUUUGUAAUGUGCUCUGGACCCUCAAUGGAACCUACGUUGGAAUCAAAUAAUAUACUGUUCACAGAACACAUAACACCUAGAAUGCAAAGACUUCGUCGGGGUGACAUUGUUAUAGCUAAGAGUCCCACAAAUCCAAAUCAAAAUAUAUGUAAGAGAAUAACAGGUUUGCCUGGAGACAAAGUGAGGGGGCACUUUCCUAGACGGACUGAGUAUGUACCCCGGGGACAUGUGUGGUUAGAAGGAGACAACUCUGGCAAUUCUUCUGACUCUCGCGUCUAUGGCCCUGUCCCACAGGGCCUCAUCCGGAGCAGAGUGGUGUGUCGAGUGUGGCCAUUAGACAAAAUUAGUACUUUAACUGAAUAUUAGUGAUCUGUAAUAGUUUAUGUGGACAAUUUAUGUUAUGAGAUAUUGUACAUAUAGAAAUAAAAUACACAUAAAUACA